This is a messenger RNA of Knipowitschia caucasica, 2745 nucleotides long. NCBI's taxonomy places the organism in Eukaryota, Metazoa, Chordata, Actinopteri, Gobiiformes, Gobiidae. The record is from the annotation of a GenBank genome assembly.
AUGUUGUUUUUGUGUUUUCCAGAGAGCGACUGUGUGCUGCUGACCAAACUGCCCAAAGUCCACUGUCUGCGCAACCACAAGAGAGAAGGUUUGAUUCGCUCCAGAGUGCGUGGAGCAGACGUGUCUCGCUCUGCGGUGCUAACCUUCCUGGACAGUCACUGUGAGGUCAACAAGGACUGGCUCCCCCCACUGCUGCAGAGGCUGAAGCAGGACCCGACUCGUGUGGUCAGCCCCGUCAUCGACAUCAUCAACAUGGACACGUUUGCAUAUGUGGCGGCCUCUGCUGAUCUGAGAGGAGGGUUUGACUGGAGCCUUCACUUCAAAUGGGAAACUCUGUCUCCUGAACAGAGAGCUCAGCGGACCGACCCCACUCUGCCCAUCAAGACCCCGAUCAUCGCUGGGGGUCUGUUUGUGAUUGACCGCUCCUGGUUCAACCAUCUGGGCAAAUACGACACGUCCAUGGACAUCUGGGGCGGAGAGAACUUUGAGAUCUCGUUCCGGGUCUGGGGCUGUGGAGGGAGUCUGGAGAUCCUCCCCUGCAGCAGAGUGGGACAUGUGUUCAGGAAGAAGCAUCCAUAUGUGUUUCCAGAGGGCAACGCCAACACCUACAUCAAAAACACUCGCCGCACGGCUGAGGUCUGGAUGGACGACUUCCGCCUUUUUUAUUAUUCUGCUCGACCAGCGGCCAGAGGGAAGUCCUACGGAGAUGUGAGCAGCAGAGUGGAGCUGAGGAAGAGACUGCACUGCAAACCCUUCCAGUGGUACUUGGACCAUGUGUACCCGGAGCUCAAAGUCCCAGAUGAGUCUGCGUCCGGUCCGAUCCGUCAGAGGCAGAAGUGUCUGGAGUCUCGGCGUGUAGAGGGAGAGGACCAGCCGGUGCUGAGUCUGGAGCCCUGCGCCAAGACCACGGAGGCCGUCACUGCUGAGAACCAGGAGUGGGUGUACACCGUGGGACAGCAGAUCCGGCAUCAGCAGCUGUGUCUGUCUCUGUCCACCAUGUUCCCUGCAUCACAGGUGCUGCUGCUGCCCUGCAACAUGGCCGACGGAAAACAGCGGUGGCAGAAGUCGGGGACACACCUGGAGCACCUGUUGUCUCGCUUCUGUCUGGACUCAGAGAUGGCUCUGGACGGACUGGACUCUGCUCGAAUGUUAGUGAUCAGUCCCUGUGAGCUGAGCGCCUACACACAGAGCCUCGUUCGCCCCCUCAAUGUGGCGGCUGCCUGUAACUGCGCUGGGCUCCUCUCUGUUUCCACGCGCUGUUCCUCGCUUCCUCCCGCCCCUCCCCCUCCUCCUCCCUUUUUCCCAUGGUGCACUGUGGCCCCCUCCCCCCACCCCCCAGCGGUGUUUCCGUUCCUGCAGCCCGUGGGGUUCCCUCCUGACGUCCGGAACUUCAGCUCCAGCGCCACAAGGAUGGAGCAAGAACCACCGCUGAAGAGACGUAGGAGCUCAGAGAAACUAGAUGUGAAAUCUCUCCUCAGGCAGUGGGACAGUUGCAGUGACGCCUCCUCUCCUGCAGAGGGCGACAAUAGCUUUGACUUCACAGUGAUGUCCUACAACAUCCUGAGUCAGGACCUGCUGCUGGACAACAUGUACCUUUACAAACACUGCCCCCCAGAGGUCCUCAGCUGGAACUACAGGCUGAGGGGGCUGCUGACGGAGCUGCGACUGCAUGAUGCGGAUAUUCUGUGUUUGCAAGAAGUUCAGGAAGAUCACUUUGUGACACAGAUCAGACCUGCUCUGGACACUUUGGGUUAUAAAUGUGUGUACAAAUGUCGCACUGGAGAUAAAACAGACGGCUGUGCUGUGGCGUACAGAAGGUCCCGCCUCUCACUGCUUCGGUCCAAUCCUGUGGAGUUUUACCGUCCGGGCGACGCCCUCCUGGACAGAGACAAUGUUGGAUUGGUGGUUCAGCUGAGCCCCGCCUCUGACCCUACCUCCUCCUUCUGCGUGGCUAACACACACCUGCUGUACAACCCUCGCCGUGGCGACAUCAAGCUAGCUCAGCUUGCCAUCCUAUUGGCCGAACUCCAGCGCUCGUCCCGCCUUCCUGACGGCUCGUCCUAUCCCGUGGUGCUGUGCGGAGACUUUAACUCCACCCCCUCCAGUCCACUCUACAGCUUCCUGACCUCAGGACGCCUGGACUUCAGAGACCUGCACGUCGCCAUGGUGUCUGGACAGGAGCCCAACCCUAGAGGUUUCCGGAGGAUCAGCUCUCCUCCCUGGUCCGACAGUUUGGGCAUCACCAGGUCCUGUGUGUACAGGAACCAAGAGACCAGCGAGAGGAACCAGAACCAAGAGACCAAAGAGAGGAACCACCAGGACCCAAACCAGACUGAGGAACCGGCUUCUACCAGUCCUACAGUGAUGGAAGGAGCCAUCUCUGCUCUCAGUGUGGAGGACCAGGUGUCACACAUCACACAGGAGAUCCACGACAGGUGGAGCAUCGAACACAGUCUGAAGCUGAAGUCUGUUUACGACCACAGACUGAGUCCAGACGGAAGAGACGAGAUCACCACCUGUCACUCAAGGACCGCCAUCACUGUGGACUAUAUUCUCUACUCCAGAGACUCGGCCGUUGGCCCCUCCUCCUCUUCCGCAUUUCCUGUCAGUGGGCGGGGCUUGCAGCUGCUCCAGAGGCUCUCAUUGGUCGGUCUGGUGGAGCUGGAACAGGUGAACAGUUUACCCAAUGAGCAUCACUGCUCAGACCACCUGCCGUUGCUGGCCCGCUUCAGACUGAGGAGGUGA